This is a messenger RNA of Drosophila innubila, 1171 nucleotides long. RefSeq names its product mitochondrial 2-oxoglutarate/malate carrier protein-like. Gene Ontology annotation, molecular function: succinate transmembrane transporter activity; oxaloacetate transmembrane transporter activity; malate transmembrane transporter activity. Bases 81 to 1019 code for a protein of 312 amino acids. NCBI's taxonomy places the organism in Eukaryota, Metazoa, Arthropoda, Insecta, Diptera, Drosophilidae. The record is from RefSeq and is a predicted model, not a curated record. The transcript has a single exon. Gene Ontology annotation, biological process: oxaloacetate transport; thiosulfate transport; phosphate ion transmembrane transport.
GCAAAAUACAAACACUCACAUAUUCAUUAAUUCUUAGUUUUUCAAAGAAGUCAACAACCGAUACCAUUAGCCAAUCGAAAAUGGUGUUCGCCUACAAUAUCGAUAAGAAGACCAUUCCCAACUUUAUGAAAUAUGUGCUGGGUGGUACCGCCGGCAUGAUGGCUACUGUAAUCGUGCAGCCCUUGGACCUGGUCAAGACCCGCAUGCAGAUAGCGGCGGGAGCAGCGGGAGCCAAGGAAUAUAGCAGCUCCUUCGAUUGCAUACGGAAAGUGCUCCAGGCGGAAGGGGUUUUGGCCUUCUACAAUGGCCUCAGUGCCGGAUUGCUGCGUCAGGCGACGUAUACCACAGCUCGCAUGGGUGUCUAUCAGAUGGAGGUGGAGGCCUAUAGGAACAAGUACAAUGAGUCGCCUAGAGUGCUGGGUAGCAUGAUAAUGGGUAUUAUUGCCGGAGCCUGUGGCGCCUUGGUUGGCAAUCCCUCGGAGGUGGCCCUGAUCCGCAUGAUGGCCGACAAUCGCCUGCCAGAGAGUCAGAGGCGCAACUAUAAGAAUGCCGCCGAUGCCAUGGUCAGGAUUGUUAGGGAGGAGGGCCUCUUUACGCUCUGGCGCGGCUGUCUGCCGACUGCGGGUCGUGCCAUGGUCACGAACAUGGCUCAGCUGGCCUCCUAUUCCCAGUUCAAGGGUGCAUUCCGUCAGUAUAUAGAUGAGGGACUUCUUCUGCACAUCUGCGCCAGCGUUUGCUCCGGCCUGUUGACCACAGUGGCGUCCAUGCCGUUGGACAUGGCCAAGACGCGCAUCCAGCAGAUGAAGGUGAUCGAUGGCAAGCCCGAAUAUAGCGGUGCCAUCGAUGUCAUCCUUAAGGUGACCAGAAACGAAGGAUUCUUCUCCCUCUGGAAGGGAUUUACGCCUUAUCUGGCUCGUAUUGCCCCCCACACUGUCUUCGCCUUUGUCUUCCUGGAGCAGCUCAACAACGCUUACUACAAGUACAUUCUCGGCGAGGAGAACAGAGGAUCGGGACUGUAAGCAGUUAUCUAAAUCACCUGGAGAUCAACUAAAGGUCUGCCGAAAUCCAUCUGCAGUCAAGUUAAACCUAAGUGAAUUCGGUUUCUUAAUGCCAUUUCAUUAUUUGUGCUGUAUUCGAAAAAUAAACAUAGCUUCGAAUAUUCUAUCACAAA